Molecule: messenger RNA, 993 nt
Organism: Caenorhabditis elegans
Lineage: Eukaryota; Metazoa; Nematoda; Chromadorea; Rhabditida; Rhabditidae
Gene: srab-7
Product: Serpentine Receptor, class AB (Class A-like)
Exons: 5
Coding region: 1-993 (330 amino acids)
Cellular component (GO): membrane
Source: RefSeq, marked reviewed
AUGACACCAUAUCAGGAACAAUGCAAAAUAAUGGAAUCCCUGUCUUCGUCCAUAUUCCUCCGAUUCACUAUAACAUUUCAACUUGCAUCUAGUCUUUUGGCUUUAACAAUGGUUAUUGUAGCGAGUUAUAGUUUAUGGACUGCGCAAGUUGCAAGAUUAUUCCACGUCAAUGUAAUAAUUAUAUUUCAAGUUCAUUGGUUCGGAUUUUUUUUGCAUUGCUCGAACAGAAUAGUGCUUCACACCAUUGACCUUCACAACUACCUGAUCCUUGACUACUGUGACAUGCCUGCAAGCACAACUCGAUGUUUUGUGCUCCGCGUUCAAUAUGUAUUUGGCCUAUGUUUAGUUGGAGCAACUACAAUUCCACUGGUAAUUGAAAGAUAUAUUGCAACAAUUAAAUCGUCAAAAUAUGAACAAACUGGGUGUGCGUUGGGGAUUUAUAUGGCUAUUAAGCAGUUUUCAAUUGCAACUAUGACAACUUAUUAUGCAUUCUUAAUAUUUCCAUUCAAGGAACCUUUUAUGCCCUACUGCACAGCUAUCAAGCAGGGAUUUGUUACUAACGUCGAAGUGAUUUUCCAUAUUAUCCUCCUUGCUCAAAUAGUUGGAAGAGUUAUUUUUCAGUACUUGUUUAACUUGAAUGAGAGGCUCCGGGCAAAACAAAUCACAUGUUCAUUGUCAAAUCGAUAUUCUUUGGAGCAAAACCUAAAGUCUAUGAGAACAUUGAAACUAUUUGCAAAUUUACAAACUGGAUUUCAAGUUAUCCAUAUUAUGUUUUUUCUAUUCUUAUUGAAAUUUGGCGCAGAACUUGAAUCUUCUACUUACUUGGCUCUACUUGAAUGGAGUGGCUCCUACCCCUUAUAUGCCAUUAUUUCAAUUGUGGCAUUGUUGAAGAAGGCUCAAGUAAACAAAGUUCGGCUGAAAAAGGAGCUGGAAGUCCAUAUGAGUGCAGACCAGAAUAAUUAUUUUGAGAAUUUUAAUAAGUCUUGGAAUUAA